AUGUCCGACAACAGCGACGGGUUAGCCCCACGGCCCAGCCUACCACUCCUCAUCUACAUCCUCCGUGUCCCUCUUCUCCCCGCCAUCGCAGCAAAGCACCUGAUUGCUUUUAUCUACUCGCUUGCCCUUUCUAUGGGGCGAAUGGUGCGCGGUAAAGCCGAUUACAGGCGGUAUCGAGCUGCUUCACCAGAGAAGCAUUUAUCCACCGUUCAGAUUGAAGAGACAUCAUGUCUCAUCUGCCAGGAGACCAUCGGUACCCGAAAUGCGGAGGGCCUUAAAGAGGGCUUCAGCAUGUUGCCGUGCGGCCAUCGCUUCGGAAGCCGCUGCAUCAAGCGCUACCUCGCCAUCACAGCCGACGAGCAGCCGUUAUGCCCCAUCUGCCGACAUGUAUCGUACCACGAUGCAUGCGGUCACCCCGUGCUACCAUUCCUACUCAAUCGCGACGGCACACACCCCGAUCUCAUCGCAGACAAGGACGGAAAGCUACGUCCACCGAAAACCAGUGGGGAGGAAUUGAUGACGACACCUUGCGAGUACUGCCUGCUGCCGGACGAGGAAAAGAACAAGCCAGAGAAAAAGCGCCCGGGGCGCCUGGAAACCGUGGGGGUGCCCUUCCGCUGGCUGCGUGCCUUGCUGCCCCUCUCACGCAAGAAGAACGUCCCCGACCAGCCAAGAACGAACCAGGAGAACACUACCGGCCAAAACCACCGCCUGUCUCGCCAGGAGGCGCGGAACAGAAGGAGGACCCCGGCCAGCACCGGAGUCUGGGAAGAACUCACUGCGGCGCUAAACUCGCUCGAAAAGAUCGCGUGGAUGCGCCUUGACGAUGAAACAGUCCGCUUCACUGUGAUCCCCGAUACCGGGUCCCAAGUAUGGGCUUCCCUCUCGGUCGACCUUAUCUUUGACAACUACAGCAUCCAAUCCGCCGAAGCAAACAACACCAUCAACCUCGAACUGCCCCUCGGCCCCCUCCAACGCGCCCUCAAAUCCGCCGUCGGCAGCAGCUAUGCCAACCUACGCCUCACCAAGCGGGACGGGGUCCCCAUGUUAUCCAUGACCAUCCACACCAUGACCAAGGACGGCGCCCAAGACGCUCGCGGUGGCGGCAACGGAGGUGGCUUCCCAAGCACAGCAGCCGCAGCAGCAACAGGGCGGCACGACGCGGACCCCUUCAGCGACCCAGACCUCUUCGCACAGGAGUCCCUCGAGCUGACCAUGAAGCGCGAGCGCGAGAAGAUCAUCACGCAGGACAUACCCGUACGAGUCCUACACCCGGACACGGUCGAGACCAUCAUGCAGCCCAAGGUGCGCGAGCCCGACGUGCACAUCCAGCUGCCGCCGCUCCUCCAACUCAAAGCCAUCUCGGACCGCUUCACCAAGCUGGCCCUCACCGCCUCCUCCACCUCCGCCGCACGGAGCGGCGGCAACCAAAACCCCAAACUCACCCUCUCCGCCAACAUGCACGGCGCGCUGCGCCUGCGCCUGGCCACCGAGACGCUGGACAUCACGUCCGUGUGGAAGGGUCUGGAGAACCCGGAGCUGGACCCGGCGCAGCUGGCGAUGCCGCUGGCGGAGCACCCGUCGACGAGGUUUCGCGAGGCGGGGCCCGAGGCGUGGGCUACCGUGCGCGUGGACGGCAAGGACUGGAGUCGGGUGUUGAGUGUGGGUCGGCUGGAAGGGAGGGUGAUUGCGUGUUUUGCGGAUGAUCAUGCGUUGAUAUUGUAUGUUUAUGUGCCACAUGUGGAUGAUGUGGGGGCGGAGGAUGUGGUGACGUAUUAUGUGUCGAGUUAUAGCGCUUGA
This is a messenger RNA of Chaetomium globosum CBS 148.51, 1800 nucleotides long. RefSeq lists its product as uncharacterized. The record is from RefSeq and is a predicted model, not a curated record. Gene Ontology annotation, biological process: mitotic intra-S DNA damage checkpoint signaling; double-strand break repair via homologous recombination; meiotic DNA integrity checkpoint signaling. The transcript is spliced from 3 exons. NCBI's taxonomy places the organism in Eukaryota, Fungi, Ascomycota, Sordariomycetes, Sordariales, Chaetomiaceae. Gene Ontology annotation, cellular component: checkpoint clamp complex; site of double-strand break. The coding region runs from base 1 to 1800 and encodes 599 amino acids.